AUGCUUCCGAGGAAACUAAGAGCAAUUGCAGAUUGGCAACGGGUGAAUACAAUAGCUCGCUAUUAUAUUCUAGCCAGCAUUGCAGAACAUCUGCAUAAGGAACUUGAUAAUUUGGAGUAUGUAUUAGAAAUAAUUCAGACUCUAGAUGGGAUGUUUGCUAAAAGUAACAGUACUGCUAGACAAGCAGCUAUAUGGGCACUUAUGAACACUCGUAUGACUGGAGGAAGUGUGCGGGACCAUUUUUUAAAGAUGAUGGUGGCGCAUAUCAGUACUACGGAAGUGAUGGGGGCUAAGAUAAAACAAGAGAUGAAGAUAGACAUGAUCUUGGAAUCUUUACCGGAUAGAUUUAGUCAGUUCAAAAUGAACUAUAAUAUGAACAAACUAAAUCUUACUCCUGUUGAACUGAUGCACAAGCUUGCGAGUGCAAAAGGUCUCUCGGGAAGCAAGGAAGUGCCUAUCAUGCUGAAAGUUCCUCAAAACCUAAAGGGAAACCUAACGGUGGAAAGAAGAACGAGAAGCAAAAGGGAACAGGUCCAACUACCAAAUCAGCUACAAUGA
Molecule: messenger RNA, 558 nt
Organism: Ziziphus jujuba (common jujube)
Lineage: Eukaryota; Viridiplantae; Streptophyta; Magnoliopsida; Rosales; Rhamnaceae
Exons: 1
Coding region: 1-558 (185 amino acids)
Source: RefSeq, a predicted model, not a curated record